Messenger RNA from Suillus fuscotomentosus, 597 nucleotides. RefSeq lists its product as uncharacterized. Lineage: Eukaryota; Fungi; Basidiomycota; Agaricomycetes; Boletales; Suillaceae. Bases 1 to 597 code for a protein of 198 amino acids. The record is from RefSeq and is a predicted model, not a curated record. The transcript has 4 exons.
AUGAUGGGAUGGCCUACCGGGAGUCGGGACCGAGUAACCUUUCGUAAAAUCGAUGGUGAUAAGCUCCAUGGUCCGAAAAAAGUGCUAGUAAAGGACCCGAAGGAUAAAAGCGUUCUUGGACUUUGCAUCUUCUUGUAUAUCGCAGCUAGGCUACCAUUGCCUAUGCUGAACCUGGAUAUGCAACAAUCAUCAUCGUGUCAGAUCUCUGGACAUGUUAUUAAUCUGAACCUCCGGAUUGAGUUAGUGCACGAUAUCACUGACAAACAAAGUGGCGGGUCCAAGCCUGAGGAAUUCGCCAGCGUAAGAGAGGUAAAUAUUGAUAAGGACUGCCCUACGACAGAGAGCCGCGAGGAGUCCAUGGCUGAUGUUAAAGAACGACUGCGACGUGCAGAGUUGGGCUGCGUGCGACUUGAAGAGCUGUACAAAAAAUACAGGUUGCGUUGGCUGGAAGAAAAUUAUCGUGCCAGAAUCUUGCAGGAAUAUGUGCCAAAUGUAACCAGUACAUCUCCUGGUCAGAUCCCAUGGGACGCCCCUUCUCCCAUUCAAUCGGACGACGACGACGAAUUUGAGGACCUAAGUACAGAAAAAAUACCGUAG